UUUAUUGUUUUCAACUGUUAUUAAUAUGUAUAGAAAUCUGAAAAAUAGAAAGAAAUGGCUUCAUUACCUACAUCUGAGUCAACUCCUGAUUUGAAAAAAUAUUUAGCAACAAAGAAGAACUUAAAAAUUGUGGUUUUAUUGGGUGCAUCUGGCGACUUGGCAAAAAAGAAAAUCUACCCUACAUUUUGGCAAUUAUACAAAAAUGGAUUUUUGCCACCUCAUGUUGUGUUUGUUGGAUAUGCACGAUCAAAGAUGACUGUUGCUGAUUUGCGAAAACGAGCUGAACCAUACAUGAAGGUUAAAGAGGAUGAGAAGGAAAAACUAGAAGAGUUUUUCAAGAUCAAUCAUUACGUCUCUGGUGCUUAUGACAGUCCUGCUGCUUUUGAAAACUUGAAUACAGAAAUUACAAAAUUAGAAACAACAAAUGAAUGCGAUAGGAUUUUUUACUUAGCUCUACCACCUUCUGUUUUUAUCCCCGUCACACAAAUGGUAAAAGAUCACUGUGAAAGUAAAACUGGGUGGACUCGUAUUGUUGUUGAAAAACCAUUUGGUAGAGAUUCCGAUACAUCCUUAGUUUUAUCAAACCACUUAUCCAAGUUGUUUACAGAGGACCAGAUUUAUCGUAUUGAUCAUUAUCUUGGAAAAGAAAUGGUUCAAAAUUUGAUGGUGCUAAGAUUUGCGAAUCGUAUAUUCAGUCCUUUGUGGAAUCGCGACAACAUCAAGUGUGUAUUUGUCACAUUCAAGGAAGAUAUUGGCACAUAUGGUCGUGGUGGAUACUAUGAUGAUUUUGGUGUUAUUAGGGAUAUUAUGCAGAACCAUAUCAUCCAGGUGUUGUGUUUAACAGCUAUGGAGAAACCUGCAACAAAAGACGCUGAUGAUAUCAGAAACGAAAAGUUGAAAGUUCUCAAGUGCAUCAAACCAUUAAAGUUAGAUGACAUCGUUUUGGGACAAUACAUCGGCAACUCUGACAUGGAUGGUGAUGCAAAGUUUGGUUAUGCUGACGACAAAACUGUUCCAGCGGGCUCGAAAACACCAACAUUUGCAUGUGCUGCUAUUAAUAUUUGUAAUGAGAGAUGGGAUGGUGUUCCAUUCAUCUUGAAGUGUGGCAAAGCUUUGAAUGAAAAGAAAGGAGAGAUUCGUGUUCAGUUUAAAGAUGUACCAGGAGAUAUCUUUGACGGACAAACCGUGCGUAACGAAUUGGUCAUUCGCGUGCAACCAGAUGAGGCUGUGUACUGUAAAAUGAUGACUAAGAAACCUGGCAUGUUUAUCGAUCCUGUUGAAACGGAACUCGAUCUUACCUAUUCUGCAAGAUACAAGAAUGUCUACAUGCCAGACGCUUAUGACCGACUUUUAUUGGAUGUGUUUUUUGGAACCCAGUUGAAUUUUGUUAGAAGUGACGAGUUGGCUGAGGCUUGGCGUAUCUUUACACCAAUUCUUCAUGAAUAUGAGAAGAAUGGACACGAACCAAUCAAAUACAAGUUUGGAACGCGUGGACCUGAGGAAGCUGACGAACUGGCGAAAAGAUAUGGGUACAUCUAUUCAGGUACCUACAAAUGGGUUUCCACUCACAAGUAAAUAGAUCAGAGGUAGCCACGAUCUCAUUAUAAUACUUGACGACACGAAUUCAUAGUUUCAGUAAUUAGUAAUUGCACAUUUUAUUUAUAUUUUGAUGAUUUUUUAAAUUGUUUAAUCUAUUUAUAUUGUUCAGUUUAGUUCAGGGUUUUUUAGUUUCCUUUUUUUUAAGUUAUCUUUUUUCAAUUCCUUUUUAUUUUUUCGUUAUUAAAAUUUGCAAAAAAGACAGUAUAAUAGACAGUCCGAUUACUUCGAAGGAGAGUUCGUUUGACUUAUUUUGCCCAUAAUGAACCCCAUCCCUUUUGUACUUAUGUUUACGGUUUGCACCAGAGAAUCUAAGAAGUAAAAAAAUAUCAUUUAGACUGUAUCCACCGAAUUUGUUUUCAUGUGUGCAACAUGCUCUUCUUAUUCGACUUUCGUGUAAGGCAUUAAAUGGAAUAUCAGCCAGCCAUUUCUUAGCCUCUUUAAAAUGCAUUUACGAAUUGUGAAAAAAGAAAUUACAUAUAUGGUUGUCAAGCAAUGUAUUUGUUUACACCUUUUAGACAGAAAUGCUUGCCUCGUUAUCUAUGCUUGUAGAUAAAUUUAUGACUGCAACUCUUUUUUUUACUUCUAAAAAAACAAGGAUGAGUUAUUUUUGCUGUCUUGUUGUGUUUUCAUCUCCGCUUUUCUCUUUUUUUUUCUCUUGUAUUUUCUUCACAGGAGAAGUGUUGAUAAGAUAUUUUAGUCUUACGUCCUUUUUAUUAGUUUAUAUUGAGAUGUACACAUAAUUUAAUUAAAGAAUUGCAAAGCAUA
Messenger RNA from Hydractinia symbiolongicarpus, 2364 nucleotides. Its product is annotated as glucose-6-phosphate 1-dehydrogenase-like. The record is from RefSeq and is a predicted model, not a curated record. Gene Ontology annotation, biological process: glucose metabolic process; pentose-phosphate shunt, oxidative branch. Gene Ontology annotation, cellular component: cytosol. Bases 55 to 1575 code for a protein of 506 amino acids. NCBI's taxonomy places the organism in Eukaryota, Metazoa, Cnidaria, Hydrozoa, Anthoathecata, Hydractiniidae. The transcript has 14 exons. Gene Ontology annotation, molecular function: NADP binding; glucose-6-phosphate dehydrogenase activity.